AUGGCAAAAUCAAUUCUAUUUAACAUUGUUGCUGAAUUUUUGACGAGGAUAGGCUCUCAUGUGGUUCGGGAAGUGUCCUCAUUGUGGAAUCUUGAAAGUGACUUAGAAAGCCUUGCAGGAACCUUAAGCACUAUCCAAGCCAUCCUCUUGGAUGCUAAGAAAAAGGAGGCACAAGAUUAUCAGCUGCAUGACUGGCUUGGGAAGCUUAAGGAUGUUAUCCUUGAUACUAAGGAUGUUUUAGAAGAAUUUGAGUUUCAAGCUCCCAUGAAGGUAGUGGUGAGACAAAAGAGGAGCACAUUAAGAAAGGUAAGUCAAUGCUUUUCAAGCUCUAAUCCUGUUGGUUUUCGAUAUGAAAUUAGUGAGAAAAUCAAGCAGAUUAAAAAAAGACUUGAUCAAAUCAUAGGUGAUAGGAGUAGAUUUUCUCUUAUUAAGAGUAUUCUUGCUGAAGUUAGGCAUGUAAUUCCAAAGGAGAGGGAAACUGGUCCCUUACUGGGAGUUCCUUUUAUUAUUGGACGAGAGCAUGAUAAAGAAAAGAUCAUAAGCUUUUUAAUACAACAAACCGACAAUGAUGUCUCUAUCAUUCCAAUAGUUGGAAUUGGGUUCGGAUUAAUGAAAGAAAUUAUUAAUUCUGCAAUAGAUGAGGAUUGUAUUAGGUUAAAAGGAGAUGAAAUUCCUAAGCAUUUGCAGGAAAUUUUGACGAGUAAAAGGUUUUUGCUUGUCUUAGAUGAUGUCUGGAAUAAGAGGCUAAUGAAAUGGUUGGAAUUGAAAGACUUACUAUUGAAUGGUGUCAAUGGAAGUAAAAUUAUUGUAAGCACACGAAGUAAUAAAGUUGUAGAAAUAAUGAGCAUUAGUCCUUUACAUUUUAUGCAAGGUCUUUCCAAUGAGGAAUCCUUGUCAUUAUUUAAGAAGUAUGCAUUCAAAGAUGGAGAAGGGAAAGAUUUUCAAAGGCUCAUUAAAAUUGGGGAGGACAUUGUAGCAAAAUAUAUAGGAGUUUCGUCAGCUAUGAGAUCUUUAGGGGGAGCUUACUUUAUGCAAACACGGACGAAGGAUUAUCAAUAUUACAUUGGUCACAUAGCCCAAUAUUGGAUGGCACUUGGACUUCUUAAAACCUCUGAUAAAACUGAAGAGCUAGAAGAUGUUGCUAAUCAAUAUAUGAAAGUUUUAUGGUCAAGGGGUUUCUUAGAGGAUUUCUUAGAUUAUGGUUUUUGUAUUGCAUUUAAAAUGCAUGAUCUUGCAAUAUCAAUGAUAAAAGGUGAGUCCGCAUUCAUAAAUUUCGGAAGCCAAAAUGUUGAUGCGAAAUCUCACCAUUUUUCACAUGGGGACACAGAGUUAUGUGGUCAAGAAUUUCUACAACUCAUAAUUGAUAACUCAAGGAGUGUUUGA
Messenger RNA from Pistacia vera, 1383 nucleotides. RefSeq names its product putative disease resistance protein RGA4. Gene Ontology annotation, biological process: defense response to other organism. Bases 1 to 1383 code for a protein of 460 amino acids. The transcript is spliced from 3 exons. The record is from RefSeq and is a predicted model, not a curated record. NCBI's taxonomy places the organism in Eukaryota, Viridiplantae, Streptophyta, Magnoliopsida, Sapindales, Anacardiaceae. Gene Ontology annotation, molecular function: ADP binding.